GUCGUUUGAUCUCUGUAAUGAGCGGCUGCCGACUUGCUUUUCUCCAAUUACGGUUUUCUCCGCCGUAUUCGGCUGAUCAUCGAAGACAGAUAGAUUCCCGAGGCACGAAAGUGGUCUAUUCACUUUGUUCCAUACCUUGGCCUCCCGAAACUCGCGAUGUGGACCUGUCUUGCACUUGCUGCCGCGCCCCUUGCGUUGCUGAGUAUUAAAUGUAGGGCACAUCAACCGGCUGCCUACCUCGACGCAUUUCACGGCUUCAUAGAAGGAUUUCUUCACACGGACGGAAUUAUCGCGUCGGGCAAUAGCUCAGUCCUCGCAGAUGAUUGUGUGGGACGAGUGGAUCUGAUUAACACUAUCACAGGUAUUCAAUCAAAUACAGAACACCUCUACGGCCUUUUCAGUAGCGCUGCUCAGUUCAACACGACGCAACUCAUCGGCGUACCCACAGGAACGAGGGUUCAGUCCCUCGCUAUCCAAGGUUCUAUCGUCUCCGCCAGCAUUACUAUGUCUAUGCUCUACCCGACUAUUGCAUACACUCUUCCGGUUCAAAUAGACUUGUGGUUAUCUUUCAAUGGAGGGCUCAAGAUCCAGUUCUACGAUGUCGCCUUCCGUCGGCUACCUGAAGCGUUGGCGUACCUCAUUCCCAAAUUAGCUCCACAGAUGUCAAAAGAACUCGAACAAACUUAUACAGCUUCAAACGUCACGGAUUUAGUCUCUCUCCAGGUCGCGCGCGAUAUCUGUACUGUGUCGACGAAGUAUUGCACUGGCGAUAACCAACAAUACGACUCGUAUGACUCAUGCACGCAGUUUGUUCUGCAUAAUGUUUCAUUUGGACAAAUCUGGCAAGCCGACCAGAAUAACAGGAUGUGCAGAUACAUCCAAAAGAACGUGGUGAUGUUCAGGCCCGAUGAGUACUGUGCCAAUAUUGGCCCCUCUGGCGGCUCUACCUGCAUUGACCGCGACUACGCCAAUGACACCACCGAUUUUCCUUUUGCUUCCGGUCUUGUUGCGACGAAUUCCAGUUAUUCGGGCCAUGACACGAAGGGUCUUUCUGACAAGACAGUUGACGAGCUCACGGAGAUCAGCCUUGGGGUAAUAUAUCCCACUACUGUGGCAUUUUACUCAAUCCCAACGAUCGUGUACUUUUUCCUGUUGUAUGUCUGCGCUAAAUUCGUAGCGGCCGUUCUUGGUCGCUUUUCAAAAGUGUUUCGUAGCCUCUCGCAUGAACAUCAGCGGAACACCGUGACUUACGUAUUAAGCACCUUCUGGACACUCGUAGCUUUCAUCAUUCAGUUGAUUGCGUUCCCAAUGUUAUUGGAGAGGUAUACCGUGUUCAAUGUCUCUCUUCUGCAUGUCGCGACCAUCCUUAUAUCUGGACUGUAUAUUUUCGAACUCACUUAUCGCCCUAUCAUGCGCUGGCCUCUUAUCAUUCAUCACAUCUGCACACUCCUUGCCAUCGUAUUCCUCCAAAUUGUACUUCAAGUGACCUCCCAUCCUGCCAUCGCAGUCGCCGGUCUCAUCUGGUUGUUCCAAGCGACGACUGAGCAAUCGGUCUUCAUCGGACUAUUUAUCUACAGGCUUCAGUACCCUAAAUCGAUCGUCAAGCCGACACUCCAGUUUUCUGCCGUGCAAUCGUUUAUCUGUAAAAUGGCUUUUGCAACGUACCUUAUCGUGUGGUGGGGCAUCAAGUUGGCUCCGGACCAUGCAACCUUCGAUGUCGCGCUGAGCGUUAUACUAGUUAUUCUCAUAUCGCUGUUAAUGUCCACCCAAAUUUAUGGUUCAUACGCAGUCUGGUGUAUUGCAAGGAGCAUGGAUCGGCCUCGCUGCAGCGAAAGCAUCGAGCCUUCUAUCACCACUGAGGUAAAUCACCCCCGAGACAUUGACAAGCAACAAUCAUCGUGUACAAUUGUACCAAAUUAGCAAAUUAUUCUUCCUGGAAUUCUGCAAUGGAUCGCUGUGAAGCAUACACUUAUGUGCCCGCUGUGAUUCAUUGAUUUGGGCUAGUAUACUCGGUCGCGUUUUCGCCGUAGGCAGUAUUUAUUUUCGAGU
Molecule: messenger RNA, 2049 nt
Organism: Desarmillaria tabescens
Lineage: Eukaryota; Fungi; Basidiomycota; Agaricomycetes; Agaricales; Physalacriaceae
Exons: 10
Coding region: 157-1920 (587 amino acids)
Source: RefSeq, a predicted model, not a curated record